CUCUAUAUAUAUACACCCCUUGAUCCACACUAUCCUCUGAAACACAUCCUAGUAAAAUUUUCAAAAAUGGCAAACAAUUUACUCAAUAAGAAAAAGCUUGAAGGCAAGGUCGCCAUCGUAACCGGCGGCGCCAGCGGCAUAGGCGAGGCCACCGCUCGACUCUUUGCCGAAUACGGCGCACGAGCGGUGGUGAUCGCCGAUAUCCAAUCCGAGAAGGGCCACGCCGUGGCCGAAUCCAUCGGCCUGCAGCGAUGCAGCUACAUCCACUGCGACGUCGCCGUCGAGGAACAGGUCGUGGCCAUGAUAGAAUGGACCGCCGCAACCUACGGCGGCGUCGACAUAAUGUUCAGCAACGCCGGCAUCUCCAGCAGCUCCGCUCAAAGUGUCCUGGAGUUGGACUUGGCGGAGUUCGAUCGCGUGAUGCGUGUGAACGCGCGAGGGAUGGCCGUGUGCGUGAAGCAGGCGGCGCGUAAGAUGGUGGAGCUGAGAACCGGAGGCGCUAUUAUCUGCACCGCCAGUACGGCGGCGGAGAAGGGCGGAGCUAACCUGACGGACUAUGUGAUGUCGAAGCGCGCGGUGUUGGGGCUCAUGCGGUCGGCGAGCAUGGAGCUUGGGCUGCACGGAAUUAGGGUUAACAGCGUAUCGCCGGGGGGGGUGCUGACGCCGAUAGUCGCCAAUCAUGGGAUUCUGACGGCUGCUGAUAUGGAGAAUUAUGUUGGGCCUUUCACUAGCUUGAAAGGGGUGACGCUGAAGGCAGAGAAUGUGGCGGAAGCAGCGGCAUUUCUGGCUUCGGAUGAGGCGGCGUUUGUGACGGGGGUCGAUUUGGCGGUGGAUGGUGGGAUGAUUUGCAUGCCAUUUGACGUCAUAAAAUCGAACUAAUGGGAGUUCGUGUUUGAAUAAAUAUGUUAAUGAGGAAUAAAAUCAAAUCGGAAAUUUUAAUGAAUUGUAGUAUUAGAAAUCAUGCCUUUAGAUAAGACUAGCAGUGAGAACGUGCGAUGCACGCUUAACAUAUACGAUUUUAUACUAUGAAAAUAAAUACAUAAAUAUUAUUAUAUA
This is a messenger RNA of Salvia miltiorrhiza (redroot sage), 1056 nucleotides long. Its product is annotated as (-)-isopiperitenol/(-)-carveol dehydrogenase, mitochondrial-like. Gene Ontology annotation, molecular function: oxidoreductase activity. Lineage: Eukaryota; Viridiplantae; Streptophyta; Magnoliopsida; Lamiales; Lamiaceae. The record is from RefSeq and is a predicted model, not a curated record.